Messenger RNA from Thamnophis sirtalis, 4959 nucleotides. RefSeq names its product transmembrane protein 240 (gene TMEM240). Gene Ontology annotation, cellular component: synaptic membrane. The record is from RefSeq and is a predicted model, not a curated record. Lineage: Eukaryota; Metazoa; Chordata; Lepidosauria; Squamata; Natricidae.
GCAGGAGGGAGGGGGGGCCGCGGAGGUUCCCCCCCUGCCAGAAUUGCAGUUCGGGUUGAAGAGCUUCUAUGCGGCCGUCUCUGACCUCUGCGCGGAAAGCUGGGCCCCCUUUCUCUCGUUUUUCCUCUGGGGGAAGCGGCUGGGAGGGGGCGGCCUGCAGGAAAGUGACAGGGCAGCUGUCAGUUUCCCCGCGAGGUCCAUGAAUACGAACACCAUGAUAUUUUUGAUCCUGGGGGCUUCGGUUGUGAUGGCAAUAGCAUGUUUAAUGGACAUGAAUGCUCUUCUUGACCGAUUUCAUAAUUAUAUCUUACCGCAUCUGAGAGGAGAAGACAGGGUCUGUCACUGCAACUGUGGAAGGCAUCAUAUUCAUUAUGUCAUCCCGUACGAUGGAGACCAGUCAGUGGUUGAUUCUUCCGAGAACUACUUUGUGACCGACAACGUCACCAAGCAAGAAAUUGAUCUGAUGCUGGGACUCUUGUUGGGAUUCUGUAUAAGCUGGUUUCUUGUGUGGAUGGAUGGAUUGCUCCAUUACGCUGUACGGGCAUGGCGGACGAGCCGACGGUAUGACAAUUCAUGGUCUUGGUUUCCCAAAUUUUGUAACUUCAAGGAGUUCCGGAAACGCCACCACAACCAGUACGACGAAGCCGCAGGAAACAUGGUGCACAUCAAACAGAAAUUGUAUCAUAAUGGGCACCCCAGCCCAAGACACCUUUAAGGAAACCUGGGACGGAUCGGUGGCCUAUUGAACAUGCCUUUUGCUGUCUGUCAAGGGGAGGUGUCCAGCUGCUUACUCCCCGGUGGACGCCACUUAAAGACUCCCCCUUAGUUCCACCAACGGUGUGUCCGCAGAAUUCUCUGCGCCCAGAGAAUGCACAAUUUCCUCCCCCAUCCUGGAUCCAAGGCUCACGAGACAUUGCACUGUGGUUACCAUUUGACUGGUGGACCUGUACAUAUGACGAAAGGAGACGAACAACCCAGCACAGAAAGAGUGCAAGAGAAAAUUUGCAUUACACUUUCCGGCCCUCGCUUCUUUUGGUGAUGAUAGCAAAUGGCAGUCUAUUUUUCUCCCCAUUGGUUUUCUUUGUUGAUUUGGAAGUUUUGUUUGUUGUCGUCCACAUGGUCUUUGUAGAUGAAUUUGGCCAGAUGUUGCCCUGUUUAGCCUUCGAGUACUUCCGAAUCUCUGUUUCCAAUUGUAUCUUACCCCUCCAUCCAUUCGACCCCCAUGAAGGUUCUUCGUUGUGCUCCGAUCUCUCAUUCCUAAUCUAGAUUUGGUUUGGAUUUUAGAUGGCCUGGUAGGUACAAUGAGUAAUCCUUUUUAAGGACCCUCUUCUGUUGAGAAUAGCUUGGUUUUCUCCAGCCUCCACUUCUGCUUUGCUUUCCUUCUGAAUCAUAACCUAGGGAGAUUUUUUUCCUCCAAAUCUUGCCUGAAGAAACAGGUAGCUCUAUUCUGAAAGGCAAAAUCCACAACCACCAGGCUGAAUGUAAUCACCCGUAGGCUGGAGCGAGCUGUCUUCCAAGAAACACCAACCCAAAAGGUCCACCUUGAGAAGUUUGGUUUGAGCAGGUCAUGUUAGUAAAAAUAUGCGUAUUUAAGGUUCCCUUUAGUCUAUUGGCUGAUCCUGUGAAUGUUUCAUCCAGGUGUCUCUUAGCAAGACUGAAACUGACUCUUAGUUAGAAAAGACGGUUUAGUUUGGUGCUGUGUUGAUGAUGCUUCAUAGAAUUGUUUCAGUCUUAAGAGAGGUCAAGUUGGUUUUGGCAGGCAAAGCGUACUUCUUUCCACUUAUGGUCCCUUCCUUGGAUACCAUGUUCAUAGGUCCUUCUGUGCCAUGGGCAUCAUAAGAUCUUCGAGAUAGCCUCAAGUUCCCCCAUCCCAUCAGCCUUGGUUAAGCAUUGCCUGUGUGACGUGGCAGGAUGGAGGUUGUGAUCCAGAAGAAUCUGGAGAUCUCUCAAGCGGUCUGUCCUACACCAGGAACCAUCCGAAUAAUGGCAACGGCCAUCUUGGCGCCUCAACCCUGUUGCAUUUACAAGACCAUCUACCUCAGAAACUGAACUGCGCAGUGGCUUCAGUGAGAAGGGAGUUACGCAGGGAGGGGGGCGCCAGGGAUACCAAGAGCCAAAAGGGCAUUUGAAUUGGGAAUAGACCCAGUUCCAGGAUUCCAUCCAGUGGAUCCACAGGCUGCGCUCCAGCAGAAGAAGGUUCAUUGAUUUGGAGGGCUUAGGAGGUUGGGCAGGUAGAGCUGCUGGGGUUCGUUGGCCAUGCAAGUCAGCACAAAUGCACCCCUCAAUUGUGGUUUAUUCAACAAAUCAUGGCUAUAUACAAGCUAGAGUUUAAGGUGAUCCAGGCCGAUAGUCUUCACACUGUCAUCCCCCGAGAUGAAUGAUCUCUUCUGUCUCACUGUGCAUAAUUGCUCACAUUGGCUGAAAUCAUUCUUGCAAUGAUGGUUAAAAAAAAUGCAUAUUUCUUACGACUGAGUCGCAGAACACGCUGGCUUUUCAAGAGGCAGGUUUCUUGUUAAGGUGUUCCUCCAUCUAGGAAAGGAGGCUAUCUGGAAAGCAGGCUUGAGAGCUAAGAGGCAGGUAGAAAUCAUGCCCGCCAUACCCGUUAAACCUCUGCCUGUUUUGCAGCUCUUAAAAGCAGCCCACCCACCCACUUGUUUUUUAAGCUGAUGCUGGAGAAACCUUUCUUUUUAUUUCCUUCUUACAAAGCCAGAUGGUGCCCAACAUUUGUCUACAAGUCUACCCUGCCCAUCUGAACAUCCAACGUUAGGUGGCUUAUAACUCUUCUUCCUGUUACUACUACUAAUACAGUGGAUUUGCAUGCAUGAAUUAGGGCGUACAGAAACCUGUGCUAAACGUAGUUGUAUCAGAUAUGAUGUCAUCGUGCUAAAUGGGGGGAUUCUGGGGGGGGGACCAGUUCUGAAAGAGAGCCCAGCAUGGUGGGGUUCAAGGAGACGGAGCUGAGUUUGUUCUAGCAACCAGGCCCAGGGGGACAGAGGGGGGAAAGCAGAUCAUAAGUUGAGGGGAAAGCAAGUUUUAGUUUAGGGCUUCCCUGCUGCAGGGUUCUCGGAGACCGGAAUUCAGGAGGGGGAAGACACACAAUCUGGAGUCCUCCAUGACUUGGUUCAAUCCCCAGAUAACAUGCUCAAUGGUUAGGGCAUCAGGACAGACGAUCAAAGAGGGCAUCAGGUUGCCAACUUUUUGACUGUGUGAUCUCCAAGAUCUCUUCUAAAGAAAUGGAUGCCCUGCCUUGUUAAGUCAUGUUGAGUUAACCUGUGGUUCUGGUUGGUUGGAUUGCUGUGUGGUACGAACCCAGCCAACUAUGUUUUAAUCGAUAAAUCUUUAUUCCACUCACCAUGGCUUAGGGCUUGGCAUGAACCCAGCUUGUGGUCAAAGCCCGUUGAACUCAGUGGCCUAAAUCUAGACACAUUUUCUUUGGAACAGAGAGGCGACUGACCAACACUAGUGCAUGUCAAAUUAGUUUUUAUUACUUUUCUUUUCUUUUCAUUAGCAGAUUUUGGGUUUGAAAAAGAGCAUUCCCAAUUUGUUUUACUGUUACCCAGAGAAUUUAAAAAAAAUUGGGAUAGACCCCUCCGUAGGAAAAUACUGAAAAUGUCUGUGAUUAUUCUAUUGUUUGAUUGCAAUGUCCGUGUGAUUAAAAGGAAAAAUAACAAUUUCACCAAAAACCCAAAAUGAAUGAAAGAUGAGAAAUUUACUGGUAACCUCGCUAAUCUUAUGUUUCAUUUGCUAAUAUUUGUCAACAAUUGUCUGUAUGUGUGUGUGUUAGAAAGAGAGGGAGGAGGGGCGGGGAGAGAUAUAUAUGUUUAAACACACAUUUUCAGAAAUGCUUCAACAUUUCACAAUUGUGCUUUGUAUAUUUUUGUCAUUCAAAUAUUUUCCACGAGAUAUUUAAACGCUGAAGUUCAGGGGGUUUCCUACUCCAUAAUUAUUUUUUGGGGGGUGGGAGGGUAUAUUGGCAACAAUGCUUGUAUACUGUAUCAGAAAAUGUUAAAAAGAAAAUUCUUGGUUCUUAGCUUUUUAAAAUAAUUCUCCAUCCCUCCAUCCCAUUUGAUUUAGGCAAACUACAGAAAGGUAACGUCUUCUCAGAAGCCUUUCAAAAAUGGCUGACGCUCUGCUUUUAAAUUUAUAGUCUAAAAGACAUGUCACAAAAGGAAAGGAGGUGGGAAGGGAGAAAAAAGCCCUCAAGGUAACCAGCUGGUGUAGAGAAGCGGUUUAGGAAUGAACGUUUCAAACCAAGAGAAGCUUUAAGAGGCGAUAUCCAUUUUUAUUUUAUCUACCAUGCUACUUGGUACAGAUACUGUCUGAAUCGGUUGGUUAAAAUGUGGAGUCAAGUUGACAAGCUGUAGAGCUAAUUAAAUCAGUUAAGGUUUAAAUAGCUUUGCAACAACAGAGUUUAUGGAAAUCAGCCUGCUUUAAUAUUAACUGGAAAUGAAACCAGCAUUCUGUGAUCUUUCAGACAUGAUGUCUGAAAUGUCUUGGGGAAAAAAAGAAUUUUUGACAUGGGAAUGGGUGGAGAGCUGGGACAGACAAGCCUCAUUCUGAUUUUUGUAAAGGUAAGCUGUGCCCUUUUCAUUCUUGGAAUUAGUCACUGUACCACUUGCCAAUCUGGCGUCCUCCCAGCAUGCAACACAAUACUUCCCAUCAGUCCCAGCCAGUAUAGCCAAAGUCUGAAUGUAUGGCACGUUAGAAUGCAAUGCUAUGCAUCAAGCAUACAUUUACUCCAGAUUUAUAAAGUUUGCCAUUGAGCACAAACCAGGCAUCCUUGGUUAGACGGUAAUGCAGGUAAUCCUCUACUUCCAACGGUUUAGUGACCGGUCAAAGUUACAAUAGCACUGGAAAAAGUGGCUGUUUUUAACACUUAUAUGACCCAUGCAGCAUCCCCAUGGAGUCAAACUAUUUUCCAAAGCACCUGAAGGCAGGAGAAGAAGCAAUGGGUGGAAA